Molecule: messenger RNA, 426 nt
Organism: Aspergillus viridinutans
Lineage: Eukaryota; Fungi; Ascomycota; Eurotiomycetes; Eurotiales; Aspergillaceae
Product: dynein light chain Tctex-type family protein
Exons: 4
Coding region: 1-426 (141 amino acids)
Biological process (GO): microtubule-based movement
Cellular component (GO): cytoplasmic dynein complex; cytoplasm
Molecular function (GO): dynein intermediate chain binding
Source: RefSeq, a predicted model, not a curated record
AUGGCUGUCGAAAAGGGACCUGUUUCUCCCAUACCCAUUCCGGAGCUCACCAAGAUCGCCACAGAUGCUUGUGAUGCGGCCCUGAAGAGCGCCGAGGGUUACGAGCACGCCAAGGUCGGCGAAUGGAACUCCCAGAUCAUUAACACUAUCCUCAAGGCCCUCAUUGCAGCUACCGCACCAGAGACACCCGCGACAUCACCUCCAUACCGCUUCACCGUCAACAGCACCAUUGUGCAACAAGGCUUGAUCGAUAAGUCUUCCGCAGCGGACGGUGCGGUCGGCAAUGCUGGCAAGCGUGGUAUGCACUCUGCCUCGGGCGCCUUCUGGGACGUCAACCGCGAUGGAAUGUGGACAUUCAAGUAUCCCGGGGCUGAAGAGCGGGGCCUCGAUGUCGUCGUCAGUGUGACAUGGUUUGCUCUGGGCUAG